CCCACACGCCAUGGCAUCCCAAGGCACAGGGUACGAUCUCUCCUCCUCCACCUACUCUCCAGACGGCCGUAUCUUCCAAAUCGAGUACGCCCUCAAAUCCGUCGACCAGUCCGGAACGGUUCUUGCCAUCAAGACGAGCGAUGGAGGCGUAGUGGUUGCGGUGGAGAAGCUCGUAGCUACAAAGUUGCAGGUCCCGGGGACGAACAGGAGGUGCAUGGGAGUCGAUCGACAUGCGGGAUUGGUGACGGCGGGACUUGUGGCGGAUGGGAACCAUUUGGCGGGGAGAGCAAGGGAGGAGGCGAGGGCUUGGAGAGACACAUAUCGCUUUCCUGCGCCGGUAAAGGCGUUGGCUAAUCGCACCUCACUCUACAUGCAUGCCUUCACCCUCUACUCCUCUGUCCGACCCUUUGGACUAUCCGCCCUCCUCUUCGGCCGUGACCCAGAACUAGGCGCUCAGCUGUACCUCAUCGACCCCUCCGGCUCCUACCACGGCUACCGUGGUGCCGCCCUGGGCAAGGGGCGUCAAUUGGCAAAGACGGAGAUUGAAAAGUUGGACCUCGAUACACUCACCCUCGAUCAGGCAGUCAAGGAGGCGGCUCGCAUUGUGUACAAGUGUCAUGAUGAGAAUAAGGACAAGGACUUUGAGCUCGAGAUGGCUUGGGUUGGGCCAAAGACCAAGGGCGGUAAAGGGGAGGUGGAGAUUGUGCCCAAGGACGUACAGGGGGAGGCGGAGCGAUUGGCUAAAGAGGCGUUGGAUGCGGACAUGGAGGACUAGAGGAGAGAUACACGAUUUUGAUCAAUCGAAGCAUUCACAACCAGCCCCGCAACC
Messenger RNA from Jaminaea rosea, 829 nucleotides. RefSeq names its product putative PRE10-20S proteasome subunit C1. The record is from RefSeq and is a predicted model, not a curated record. Gene Ontology annotation, biological process: ubiquitin-dependent protein catabolic process. Lineage: Eukaryota; Fungi; Basidiomycota; Exobasidiomycetes; Microstromatales. Gene Ontology annotation, cellular component: proteasome core complex; proteasome core complex, alpha-subunit complex; nucleus. Bases 11 to 775 code for a protein of 254 amino acids. The transcript is spliced from 2 exons.